AUGUCGUCACGUAUGUGCCCUCAUCACUCACUAUUUUUCCUCCGUAAACCCUCUCUUUGUCCGCUUCCAACGUCACCUUUACUUACCGUCUCUAUCUCUCUGACCGCGACUAUCAGAUUUAUCUACCUUUGUCCUUUCUUUCUUUUUCUCUUUUCCUAUAACGUCUUCAUUUUCUUUCUUUCUUCUUUUAUUACCGGCAUCAAUCUCUUUGGGUUGUUUAAUGACGUAUCUAAAUUUCUGUUAAAAUAUCUAUCUCAGUCUCUUCAUUAUCUAUCUAUCUAUCUAUCUAUCUAUCUAUCUAUCUAUCUAUCUAUCUAUCUAUCUAUCACAGACACUUCAUUAUCUAUCUCUCAGAGUCUGUUCAUUAUCUAUCUAUCUAUCUAUCUAUCUAUCUAUUUAUCUAUCUAUCUAUCUGUUGUGUUUCAACACUAUCUAUCAAGGUCUCUUCAUUAUCUAUCUAUCUCUCAGUGUCUGUUCACUAUCUAUCUAUCUAUCUAUCUAUCUAUCUAUCUAUCUAUCUAUCUAUCUAUCUAUCUAUCUAUCACAGACUCUUCAUUAUCUAUCUAUCUAUCUCUCUGUUCACUAUCUAUCUAUCUAUCUAUCUAUCUAUCUAUCUAUCUAUCUAUCUAUCACAGACUCUUCAUUAUCUAUCUAUCUAUCUCUCUGUUCACUAUCUAUCUAUCUAUCUAUCUAUCUAUCUAUCUAUCUAUCUAA
This is a messenger RNA of Acanthosepion pharaonis, 714 nucleotides long. The record is from the annotation of a GenBank genome assembly. Lineage: Eukaryota; Metazoa; Mollusca; Cephalopoda; Sepiida; Sepiidae.